AUGGACUUGGAAGUCUUGGAAGCCGCAAACGUGCAGUUACGAGGAGGUAAGCUGUGGGGGCUGGCUGGGGCCAUCUCCCGACUAGGCAAAGCGGGUGAAUGGUAUGCUGCCCUGCAGCUGCUGCACAGCUCUGACUACCUGGCCAAGACCAAAGACAAGGCCUAUCGGCCGGACACGGCUGCAUUCAAUGCAGGCAUGAAGAUUUUGGACAAGCUCGGUAGAUGGAGACAAGUGGUGGCGACCCUGGAAGGCAUGCAACAUAUGCUCACUCGACAGAGCAUCGUUACUAUGGGCAGUGUCGUGAACAGUUUAGUUGAAGCUGCGAGGAAUCGAGUUGGUGAGGCUUGGCUCCGAGCUUUAGCCGUCGUGGCGGAUGUGAGACACACGACUCCUGGCACUGGUGUAGUGCUGAUGAACACAUUGCUGGCUGCUAGCAGCGCCGAUGCACGCUGGCAGAUAAGCAUGCAGAUCCUGCAAGGGGCAGUGUGGCAGUCAACUGAAACCGACAUCAUAUCCUGGAACUCAGCAAUGGCAGCUUCAAGGAACGAGUGGAAGACCGGCCUGCACUGCCUUGCAGCCCUGCGGCUGCAAGCUUUGGUUGCUGACGUCAUCUCCCUCAGCUCUGCGGCCCAGUGCUGUGCAGGCGAGCUGCAGUGGCAACAGAUGCUCUUCUUCAUGGGAGGCCCGUUUCAACGCAGCACGCCCGGCAUCAACGCAGGCAUGACAGGCCUUUCUCGAAGAAGCUGCUGGCAGCAGGUCCUCCAUGCAUUUGGACAGCUCAAGUCCGGGUUAUUCGGCUUGCGAGCAGAUUCAAUUUCAGUGGGAGUGUGCAUCGAUGCACUUCAGACCUCCAAGCUUUGGCUUCGAGCGUUGGACGCUGGCUUGUCUUCGGAGGCAUGUGGCCUUCAGCCAGACGUGGCCACCUGGAACAGGAUGUGCACAAGCAGUGGUUCCAUGAGCUGGCAUCAUGCCUUUGUCGUGCUCGAAACCUUGGAGGGCAAGCUCCUGAAAAGCGAUGCCGCGACAUACUCCUGUCUGUCUUCAGUCUGUAGCAACACCCACGGCUGGAGAGAGUCUCUGUCAGUACUGGCGAAGUCUAGCACGAUGAAGCACGUGGCGAACAAAGUUCGCUUGGAUGAUCUGCUGUUGCCAGUGGUUUCUCUUGGAGCUUGUGUCAAGGCUUCCAACUGGGAAGGCGCCCUUGGACUCGCAGAUUGUCGGCUUCUGAAGUCACAAGGGCAAUCUGGCCAUCUGAUCGCUGCUUUGGUGUCCUUGACGGAAGGCCACAGCAAGGUCUCCCAGUGGGAGGCCUCCAUUCAGCUUUUGGAGCAAGAUGCCUGGCAAGGAGGCAAGCCUUCCUUGCAUGUGUUCAGCGCUGCGGCGAGCAGCAGUCUUGAGCCGAGCUCCUGGCGUGCAUCUCUGGCUCUCCUUCAAUCAACUCAGUCUCUGUCCUUGCAGAAAGACACCGUCUGCCAGAACUCUGUUGCUGCCAGCUGCGGGGCGGCUAUGCAGUGGUUGGCUGCGGUGUCGCUUUCCAGUGAGCUCCUGCAGGUCGGCCUUCAAAGCAGCGAAGUCACUCACGGAGUGCUGCUGUCAAUCUGCGAGGAUUGGCGAAUGGCUUUGCACUGUGUCCAACAGGUGUCCCGGCCCCAGGCUGGCCAGCUUAACCUAUCGAGCGCUGUGCUGGGUGCUGCGAUCAGCACAUACAGCAGCGGAAUGCGGUGGAUGGAAGCGUGGAGUCUGCUCAAAGACACAGACUUUGCGAAGCGAUCCUUUGAUCGCUGGUACCCAUCCUUUGAAGCUGUUCUUUUGGCGUCCUCCAUGGCUGGCCACCAUGAGACUACCCGGCACCAACUAACUCGUAUCAGGACUGAGUUCCUAUGUGCGCUGCGACCAGCGCCACGGCAGCGAGCACCUGCACAAAAAGGAAGGACUGGCGGUAAUCGAAUUAGACGGGAGGUUUGA
Symbiodinium sp. CCMP2456 is the source of this 1965-nucleotide messenger RNA. The record is from the annotation of a GenBank genome assembly. Lineage: Eukaryota; Dinophyceae; Suessiales; Symbiodiniaceae.